Messenger RNA from Cucurbitaria berberidis CBS 394.84, 3119 nucleotides. RefSeq lists its product as uncharacterized. The transcript has 6 exons. Bases 93 to 2855 code for a protein of 920 amino acids. The record is from RefSeq and is a predicted model, not a curated record. NCBI's taxonomy places the organism in Eukaryota, Fungi, Ascomycota, Dothideomycetes, Pleosporales, Cucurbitariaceae.
UCACUGAUAGCUUCAGUAAUAUCGAACAGCAACUUUUUCGAACACAGUGGAGUAUCCAGGACCUUGGAAAAAACACCGGUGAACAGCUGACAAUGAUACAAACCGGCGUGCACUCGAUGGCUUCGACAAAUCUGGCGAUGUCUGGAGAAGUUACAGAGAUGAGAGAGAUGAUGAACCAACUCGUCCCACUCUUGCAGCCAACGGGAGCGAAUACGGGACCCUACCAGAUGAUAUCACAGUCUCUUCCUGAUAGCACAGAAAGAUUUCAGUACCUCUCCAGCGGUUCCUCAUCCAGACAAUUCUCUGAUCGUACAGUGUCGAGGAAAACCGUUUCAAAGAAAGCUAAGAAGGCUAGUUCUGGAGUCAGGUCGCCAAUUUGUGAUUGUCCCUCCGAGAGCCGCUCGACCACACACUUGUACAGUUUCUGGGGCUUAGUGUUCCAACACGACUACCAGCAACCGUCGAAACAUCUUCGCGGCUGCAAGUUCUAUGGGAUCGAUCGGAAGGCACAACGGAGUAUCAAAGCGCAAAUUCCGUUCAAAAUGGAGUGGUUCUUUACAAGGGCUAGUUAUGUGUGUGUCGCCUACACUAAUGGCUGCAAUAAUCCUGCGAUGUCGAUACGCCUUAAGAAUAUCGUGCCACGGGACCGCUGUCCAGUUUAUGCCGAGCUUAUGGAACUACAUAAUCAUUUUCAGUCUACAGAGUAUCUUUCCAGCGAGAACGUGAUUCGGCGACUAAAGACGUUUGAACGUUCCGUUCUUUCCAUAUACAGAGAGGGGAAAGCAAGUCCUAGCGAUCGAAACGAAAUGGGGAAAAGCUUCUUAAUGGAGUUCAUAGAUGAACUUAUGUGGAACAUUAGAAUGGUUCGCGAAGUAACAUCCGACCAAUCAAUUACAGGAGUGGUUUUGCAAAUAUUUCAAACUUUCAUGGACAUUUUACCGGCUCAAGACAAGACACUUAACAGUAGCUUCUUAGUUUUUGGCUUGCAAAGUAGCUUUUUUAUAUUGCGUCAGAACGAACGAAUGAAUGCACAGCGAAUGGUCUCAUAUCUUAUGGAUCUCUCCGAGGUAAACCUAGACGCUAUACUGUUUAAUUACAGAGAUUCUGAUAUUAUCCCUUUGUUGAACCAUCUCUCACUUGUAGAUGAGAUGGAAGUUUCCCCAAUGGCUCGUGCAAUAUUACGGAGGUCUCUUAGAGAUCUUGACGACCAGAUUUCGCGCGAUCCCAAAGGGCCGAUAGAGACUCUUUCUGGAUACACAACCCUUCAGCUCUGUAUUGACUGGCCACAGGGGUUGCAAAAGCUACUUACUACAGAGGCGAAAAGCCUUAUUGAUAACGAGGGUAUAUCCUCUAUAUCCAGGGGCAUGAAGGUUGGCUAUUUACAGCCGGUUUAUUGGGCCAUUCGCUUAAAUUGUGCGGAAUCAGUAAACCUGCUCAUGAAGGCGGGUUCCAGCAUGGCCUCAGACAAGAGUCUCUACAUGGUAUUUUCAAAGAUAACAAGUGAUACAGCUGCCGUUAUUGCUUCAAAUAUGGCCGAUAGAAGACGAAAACUGCUUGAAUUAGCACAGCGAGAGCUGGGGGAUUUUGAAAGGCAGAACCCGACACAUGUGGCAGAUAGAGAAGCUGCAUAUCUCUGUGGGGCUCUUGAGAAAGCCGGUAUUUACAUUCCUCCAUAUCUCCGGGUGGGACAGGAUUAUACGACGGUAUACCACACUCCCGUAAUCCGGAUUGAUCACUUCCGGAUAUACUUUGAACAAGGGUUUCAAGAUUUCAAAUCGCGCAAUAACAUGGGACUGACCCCAAUCAUGAUCUGGCGAGAUGACGCGUUUAAUUUGCCGCUCCAGAGCUUCGACCAAAUCUUUGGAACGUUGUUAUGGCUACAAGAGCAGGGGGCUCUCGACCAAAAUCCAGAAGAUCCUUGGGCGCUGCGAUUUAAUAUAACCGUUACUGGUUGGCAUUAUGUCGCUGCCAUGUUAGGCUCAGGUUGUUUAUUUGCAAAUAGGCACGAUUUAACUUCCCGGGUUUCCUUUGCUUGGAAGAUUAUAAGGGAACUCUCGCAGACUAUGAUAAGAGACCGUUGUACUUGUUCGUGUAACCACGAAGGAGAAGGUUGCUCGCCGCUCAAAUCACUCUGGAAUGCACAUGCCAAACACGGGGGACUGCUGCUAUAUCACCCGGGGAGAUCCGAAAGGAAUCCUUUGCGGCAUAUUCUCUUCCACCACAACGUCAAUACGAUGAGCACAAAAGUCAACGAGCGGUCCAAUCUAUCACUCCAAAUUAUACGGCUUCUUACUUUUGAAGCACUGGACAUGACACAUACCUGCUGUGCUCUCGAAGAGCUCAAUCUAGAGCAAAAGCGUCUCUGCAUAGCUUCCGACCGCCCCGCCAAUCUCUCUAUUGGGAAUCCAACUUAUGUCAUAGCAAAUCGUGAUCCAGAAUGGAUUCGAAAGAUCAGAUCUGAUAGGCGAGAGCAACAGGAUGCCCGUCAAUUAGAAGUAUUAAUGGAAGAUUUCGCGGAACAGAUGAAAAGUCUAGAUACAUCUCCCAAAGCGCUCGAGAUCUUUAUUUGGGGUUAUUGGCGGCGCCGUAUGUCUGAACUCUUCGUCGUUCAUCCUGGAAUCCUGAAUGAGACGGAGCGAGUUCUAGGGAAUGUGGAAACAUAUGUAGUACCUGGAAGACUCAAAGCUUUUCUUGGAGACGACUUUGACUGGUUAAGGUAUGAUGAUCAAGCAACACCGGAAGAAGGAGAGGGCGACGAAGAAGAGGACACUAGCUCAGUUGAAAGUAUUGGGGUAUCGCGAUACUGUUCAUUCUGCGACGGACCUGACAGCAAAAGAGAUGGUGGUGGUGGAUAAAAACGAAGUAGAAGCCACGCUGUUUCAGCACUGUUGCGACGACUGACCACAACCAGCCAUCCCUCGAGAGCGCCAUUGGUGGAUCGAGGCUGUGUCGUGGUUCUGUUCGAUUUUCAGUAUAUAAUCGUUCACGGAUGUUGUAUGGCCAGAGAAUAGUGUUAAGUUCAGCCCCAUGUCAGCCUGCGCCCCUGCCACUUGCCCUUUAUGACCUCGCGCGUCAGCUGAGAAGGCAAGGCAGCCUCUACUUUACUACAUAUAAGACUC